Molecule: messenger RNA, 1170 nt
Organism: Phoenix dactylifera (date palm)
Lineage: Eukaryota; Viridiplantae; Streptophyta; Magnoliopsida; Arecales; Arecaceae
Product: ubiquitin-conjugating enzyme E2 variant 1D-like
Source: RefSeq, a predicted model, not a curated record
AGGCAACCUCGUGGGAGGACCUUUCCUUUUCCUCCUCCCCUUUCCUUUUCCCACUUUUUCUUCGGGACGGGAGAACACAAGCCCCGAAUACCGUAACCCCCCGUGACGGUUUCCUGCCCUUAUUUCCCCCACUCGCCGCAGUCCCUAUCUAUAAGAGAGAGAACCCCAGUGUCAGUCCCCUGACCCAAGCUACAGAAAAAGAAAUAGAGAGAGAGGCCGCAAUGGGUUCCGAGGGAUCGCGGGUUGUCGUUCCUAGGAACUUUAGAUUGCUGGAAGAGCUUGAGAGAGGGGAGAAAGGUAUUGGUGAUGGAACCGUGAGCUAUGGAAUGGACGAUCCUGAUGAUAUCUAUAUGCGUUCCUGGACUGGGACAAUUAUUGGUCCACACAAUACUGUUCACGAGGGACGGAUAUAUCAGUUGAAGCUAUUCUGUGACAAAGACUAUCCAGAUAAUCCACCAACUGUGCGAUUCCAGACUCGUAUAAACAUGACAUGUGUAAAUCAGGAAACUGGAGUGGUUGAGCCAAGUCUUUUUCCGAUGCUUGCACACUGGCAAAGGGAGUACGCCAUGGAGGACAUACUAGUCAAUUUGAAGAAAGAAAUGUCAGCUCCUCGGAACCGGAAGCUUUACCAGCCUCCAGAAGGCAACGAUGACCAGAGGAUGGAGCAAAAGGGUUUGAUUCUCAGGUGCUCUAUCCUUUAAGUGAAAGAGAUGAAUGCAGUGAUGUAAAUAUCAUCUGGUUAAGAUUGGUGGCGUCACUAAGAGGCACCCUGAAUUGCAAGCCAAUGCCCAACCUGUGAAGUUGGAGCUGUAAUCUUGUUUCUAUAACUAGUAAGCUACAUGCACUCAGCUGUUAUUAGCAAUGAUGCUUGUGUAUAUUGUACUUUUGAGUGCACAAGGCAUUCGAGCUUUAAAUUAGCCGUUAACGUAUUCUCAAGUCUUCUUGACUUCAACCUUCAUGAAAGAAUAGCGCAGUGAAGGUGCAAUAAAAAACAGUGCUAAGAGACCUAUUUAUUAUGUUUUCUCCUUUUUCUUUCUUUUCUUUUAAAUAAAUGUCUGCCUCGAGUGAUCAAUUAUACUGUUAUUGAGAGAGAGAGAGAGAGAUUCAACGACUUGUUGAUUAAGCUCUAACAGUUUACAUCCUUAAAUCAAAUUUACCCGCUUUAGUUCA